Opisthocomus hoazin is the source of this 475-nucleotide messenger RNA. The record is from RefSeq and is a predicted model, not a curated record. Lineage: Eukaryota; Metazoa; Chordata; Aves; Opisthocomiformes; Opisthocomidae.
AUGGGCAUCUCUGUGGGCAUCUCCGUGGGCAUCUACUUGGGCAUCUCCAUGGACAUGGGCACCUCCGUGGGUGUCUCGGUGGGCAUGGACAUGGGCACGGGGGUGGGCAUGGACAUGGGCAUCUCCAUGGGCGUCCCUGUGGGCAUCUCCAUGGCCAUGGGCAUCUACUUGGGCAUCUCCAUGGGCAUGGGCACCUCUGUGGGUGUCUCUGUGGGCAGGGACAUGGGCACGGGGGUGGUCACCUCCAUGGGCAUCUCCAUGGCCAUGGGCAUCUACUUGGGCAUCUCCGUGGGCAUGGGCACCUCCGUGGGUGUCUCUGUGGGCAGGGACAUGGGCAUGGGGGCGGUCACCUCCAUGGGCAUGGACAUGGGCAUCAAUAUGGGCAUCUCCAUGGGCAUCUCCACCCUCACGGGUGCCACUGGGGGCAUCUCUCUGGACAUCACCACGGGCACCUCACGCCCACCCCUAAACCCAG